AUGCCACAUGAGCCGCGCGGGCAGCAACUCCGUGAACUGGUGCAUAGGCUAGCCAGGGACAGCCGCAAUCCCUUCAUUAUAAUCGCUCUCAUGAUUCUCAAAUAUGAGUUUACGAACAUCCCCGACGACGACUGGGGGUUAAAUGAGAGCAGAGGCCAGGCUUGUGAAUUUGUUGCCUGGCAAUUCCUGUGUCACCUAAAUGCGAGCGAGGCCGUUGAGUUCUUGCUGGAAGAACUCCCAAGACCCAGAAGCAAUUCGACAACUAUCCUUGAAAUAGAGAGGGGAGAAUCUGGUUUUGGGUUUACUUGCGAAACCGAAACCACUCCUCUUAUAUCCGGAGCAUCUAGCCCACUCCCCUCUCCAGCACUUGGUCAACGGACGCGUCUCGCCCAGAACGCGAGCGGCUCGGACCUUGACGACUCCGAAGGCCAGGGAAACGACGUCUCACAAUAUUCUCAAUUCUUCGGGCUGAACGCGCUUGAGGUUGCAGCUGUUGGUCAUGCCAAAAAGUUCCUCAGUCAGCAAGUCAUUCAACGAGUCGUCAAUGAUAUAUGGAAAGGUGAAAUUGUUUUCUGGGAUUCACUCACAGUCAACUCGAAGAAGAAACCCCAGCGAUUCAAUAGAAAAACCGCAGAUCCAUAUUCACGUCUCAGGGUCCCCGUUUAUCGGAAGAUGUUCGAAGCCGCCUUUUUCCUCUCUUUCCUUUUUCUGUACUAUUCAGUACUCUUAGAGAGGAGAGAAAAUGGGAUAGGGAAUUUUGAAGUGCUGAUGGACAUCUGGAUCAUUGCCUUUGCUUAUGAUGAGCUCAGUGGGCUCGUCGACGCCGGGGUCCUCUUCUACCAAAUGGAUUUCUGGAGCCUGUGGAAUCUGGGAAUUAUCGGGGUCGGCCUCGUCUUCAUCAUCACAAGCAAGUGA
This is a messenger RNA of Penicillium chermesinum, 915 nucleotides long. RefSeq lists its product as uncharacterized. The record is from RefSeq and is a predicted model, not a curated record. Lineage: Eukaryota; Fungi; Ascomycota; Eurotiomycetes; Eurotiales; Aspergillaceae. Bases 1 to 915 code for a protein of 304 amino acids. The transcript is spliced from 2 exons.